Pteronotus mesoamericanus is the source of this 3870-nucleotide messenger RNA. RefSeq names its product mahogunin ring finger 1 (gene MGRN1). The coding region runs from base 617 to 2164 and encodes 515 amino acids. Lineage: Eukaryota; Metazoa; Chordata; Mammalia; Chiroptera; Mormoopidae. The transcript is spliced from 18 exons. Gene Ontology annotation, cellular component: nucleus; early endosome; plasma membrane. Gene Ontology annotation, biological process: negative regulation of G protein-coupled receptor signaling pathway; endosome to lysosome transport; protein ubiquitination. Gene Ontology annotation, molecular function: ubiquitin protein ligase activity. The record is from RefSeq and is a predicted model, not a curated record.
UGGCAUCCUUCUGUGUUGAGUGGGCGCACCCUUGGGUGAGGGGAGCACUAUAGCAAUUGUGGUACAAAUCGGCAGAACCAGGACGCAAGGCCUCGAAGGUCGGGCACACAGUAGGCACCUAUAUUCGUUCAGUGAAUAAAUGAAUCUACUCUUUAGAACUCUGCUCAAAAUCACCGCCUCCAGGAAGCCUUCGAGUCUCCUCAACUCCCUCCGCGAAUCCCGCACUUGUGAAGCGGCUUCUCCCCGCCCCGGCGCUCGGCCAGGUACACAGUAGGCCCGAGAAACUUCUGGGGUUAACUAGGGAUGGCGCUUGGGAUAGGCAAGCGAGGCUGACAGUCUUUGCUGCCUCGAGGUUCUUUCCCUGUGGCGUCUCCACGUUCCCACGCAAAAUCUGCUGUGCUUUGCCGGAAAUCUCUCCUUUAACGUGUGGACUGCAGGACCGCGCGGAGCCAGUUCCGGGGAGACUCAGAACUCGUAUUCCCAGAAUGCCCUAGUUUAUUUGCAUCUUUCGGUCCCGAGUGACGUCUCGUGAGUGAGGCCGCAUCUCGGCCAAUGAGCUUCCGCGGGGUGUUAGGACCUGGCCAUAUAAGGAAACUACUUUGCUUCACACUUUUUCAUGGGAGGUGAGAAAUUUGACACUCCCCACCCUGAAGGUUACCUCUUUGGAGAAAACAUGGAUCUGAACUUCCUGGGCAAUCGCCCAGUCCAGUUUCCCUAUGUCACCCCCGCCCCCCAUGAGCCGGUGAAGACGCUGAGGAGCCUGGUGAACAUCCGAAAAGACUCACUCCGGCUCGUGAGGUACAAAGAUGGUGCCGACAGUCCUACUGAGGACAAUGAGAAGCCCCGUGUCCUCUACAGCCUGGAGUUCACCUUUGAUGCUGAUGCUCGGGUGGCCAUCACCAUUUACUGCCAGGCGGUGGAAGAAUUUCUAAAUGGGAUGGCUGUGUACAGCCCCAAAAGCCCUGCCCUACAGUCGGAGACCGUCCACUAUAAGAGGGGAGUAAGCCAGCAGUUCUCCCUGCCUUCCUUCAAGAUCGACUUCUCAGAGUGGAAGGACGAUGAGUUGAACUUUGACCUGGACCGGGGAGUGUUUCCAGUCGUCAUUCAGGCCAUGGUGGAUGAAGGAGAUGUUGUGGAGGUGACUGGCCAUGCCCAUGUACUGUUGGCUGCUUUUGAAAAGCAUGUCGAUGGUAGCUUCUCUGUGAAGCCAUUAAAGCAGAAGCAAAUUGUAGACCGGGUCAGCUACCUGCUACAGGAGAUCUAUGGCAUCGAGAAUAAGAACAACCAGGAGACGAAGCCUUCAGAUGAGGAGAACAGUGACAACAGCAAUGAAUGCGUGGUGUGCCUGUCAGACCUGCGGGACACACUGAUCCUGCCCUGCCGCCACCUGUGCCUGUGCAACUCUUGUGCCGACACGCUGCGCUACCAGGCCAGCAACUGCCCCAUCUGCCGGCUGCCUUUCCGGGCCCUUUUGCAGAUCCGGGCAGUGAGGAAGAAGCCAGGAGCCCUGUCCCCCGUUUCCUUCAGCCCCGUCCUGGCCCAGAGCAUGGACCAUGACGAGCACUCUUGUCCCUUUAAAAAAUCAAAGUCGCACCCUGCCUCACUGGCCAGCAAGAAACCUAAAAGGGAAACUAGCUCUGACAGCGUCCCGCCGGGCUAUGAGCCCAUCUCCCUCCUUGAGGCGCUCAACGGCCUUCGGGCCAUCUCCCCGGCCCUCCCCUCGGCUCCCCUUUAUGAAGAGAUCACCUACUCGGGCGUCUCAGAUGGCCUAUCCCAGGCCAACUGUCCACUUGCUGGACUUGAUCGAAUCAUGGAAAGCAGCCACCAGAAGGGCAAGUCAAGGAGCAAAUCCCCCGACAGCACCCUGCGGUCCCCAUCCUCCCCCAUCCAUGAAGAGGAUGAGGAGAAGCUCUCCCAGAACUCGGAUGCCCCUCCCUUGCCAAGUGCAGCCGGGCUGGUGCUGAGCAGCUCCCCAGAGAGUUUCCUCACCGAAGAGGUUGAUGAGAGGUCAUCGCUGAAGCAAGGGAGCCGUGUACCCUCCAUUGAGAACGUCCUACAGGAUGGCAGCCUUGAUCCCUGUGGCUGCUGCCAGCCUGGCCCACCUACUGACAUCUACCUUCCAGCCCGGGGGUCCGACUCCUGCUCUGUUGGUAUAGAGGAGUAAGCUGGAUGGUCCACUUCCAUGGAGAUGCCCUGAAGCCUCCUCACCACUGGCCCCACCUGGCCUCUGCUUGGUGACCCCAACUGUGACAUGGGGGCCACUGACCUGACUCCAUUCUGAGAGCCUGACCAGGCUGGCAGCAUGGAGCCCUCAGCUCCCCGGACUUUGCUGAGGGGCUGUCCAGACUCCAGUGAGACUCCUGGUCUCUCCUAUCUGCACACCCUUCAUAGCCACAGCUCUGAGGGGCCCUGCGACCCUUGAUUGAAGAGCACAGUGGACUGUCCCCUCUGACAAACCCUUUUUUCUGUGGUCUCUGUAUUUGUAAAUGGUACAAGAUGAAGGACAGAACCUUUCUGUCUCAGGCAGUGAGCUCUGGGGUUCCCCCAAAUGCCUUGUCAGCUGAGUAGCUGGGGCUGGGGGCAAGCCGCCCACAUGUCCCAGAUUGGCUUUAUCCAGGCUCCCAGCCACUGGGGGGUUGACACCCUGAGAACUCAGCAAACUGGCGGGAGAGAAUUUAUUGGGGGGGGUAAAGUACUUGUCUUCACAGGAAUUAUUACUGGGGCACUUGUCAGGGAAGGAGAGGAGGUGGGGUCCGAGUCACAGUCAAUGAAGGAAACAGUGCCUGUCCCCUCCCCCUAUGUGUGUGGCCUGGCUGGCACUGCUGCUUUGUGCCCUCCGUUGCCUCCCCUUCCUGCUCAGGUCUGCCUCCCAUAGCUUGCAGCCCUUACCCACAGCCCUGCCCUCUGGGCAGCCCAGGUUUCUGCACUCCAGGCCUGGUGUGGGUUCCGGUCUGGGUCUGCCUAAGGGCAGAGGUGCAGGUGCACAGCCUGUUUGCAGCAAUUGGUCUAGUGGCCCCUCUCCAAGUCCUGCACUUUCUCAGAAGUGGCUUUGCACAUAUCCUCAGACCUCCACCAGGUGUGGGAGCUUAUGCUCAACCGGUCCACUUAUUCUGGGAAGGACCUGAGCAACUUUUCUGCUCCCUCUGUGCCAUUUAAAGGUCACUUUAUGUUUCUUCCUAAUUUGUUUGGGGCUCCAGGGACCUGCCUGGGGGAGGAGGACCCCCAUCUGAGUUGGCCUCGCCCUUUUUUUUUUUUUUUUUUAGGAUAAACCACCUGGGCAACAAAAAGGCAGAGGUGUUACCCAGCCCUGGUGCAGCAGGGCACAAGCUGCCUCAGCCAGGGACCUCGGCCUGGUGUGUGGGUGAGCCUGUGCAGCUCCCCACCCCAGGAUUGGGGGUUGCCAAGAAGCUCACUUUCUGAGGAUCUCCCCUGGGAAGGAUAAUGGUUCUGGUUCUGGGGUGGUCAGCAGCUGUCCACAGAGCAUCUGCACAACUGAGGGCUUUGUCCGGUGGGGUCCUUGUUCUCUCUCCAGUUGGACCUGUGAGCAGAGCUGCCUUACGCAUAGCUCCCGGCCAUGCUCAGGCCACCUUCCCUGGCUGUUUGGCUCUGUGUGUAGCCUCCCCUCUCCCCCACUGGUGUGCUAAUUGGUGCAUGCCAGCGCACACACAAGCUGGCCAUCUCUCUUCUCUGCCCCUCAUCACCUACCAACACCCUGGCCUCUCUCCAUUGGUAUUGGUGCCAGUACUCUGAAGGACAGGAUGCAGACUGCCCUGUCUUGGACUUACACGUGCUAUCAUUUGAUGUAUUCUGACUGGCUAGUUUUUGUUCGUUUUUACUGUAUAUUUAUAGUAAUAAAAUAAUGCAGCAUUA